AUGACAAUGUUCACUCCUGAGUUCAAAUUCGAGGCUUCCAAAGUCAGCAGAAGUUCCUUGGACAAUUGCUUUCUGUUUGAGAGCAGUUGGAGGAAAGCAGUUUUGGAAACACAGAAGAUGAGGAAGGCAUUUGGUCUAGAAGAGCCCAAAGAAUGUCUCAAAAUGCCAUAUUUACCAGAACUGCCAAGUUGCCCAAAGAGCUUAAAUUCAACUCCGCUAGAGAUCCAUAAGCACUUGCUGCAUGCUGAGACCGAGAUCCCUCCGAUCAGGAUUAAGAAGACCAAAGAGUCAUGCAGCAUGACAGCGCUUCAGGAGAAGUCAAAAGGUUCUGUCUUCAGUGACCCUUUCUCAGGAGCUCCCUCUCAGUUUCUGCAGAGACUGUCCCGAAUGGCCAUACUGGAAUACGACACUAUUCGCCAGGAAACACACAAGAAGUCAAGGCGAGGCAAGAAGCGGGAUCUCCGAGACUGCUGA
This is a messenger RNA of Arvicola amphibius (Eurasian water vole), 474 nucleotides long. RefSeq names its product chromosome 11 C8orf89 homolog (gene C11H8orf89). NCBI's taxonomy places the organism in Eukaryota, Metazoa, Chordata, Mammalia, Rodentia, Cricetidae. Bases 1 to 474 code for a protein of 157 amino acids. The transcript has 4 exons. The record is from RefSeq and is a predicted model, not a curated record.